Owenia fusiformis is the source of this 1668-nucleotide messenger RNA. NCBI's taxonomy places the organism in Eukaryota, Metazoa, Annelida, Polychaeta, Sabellida, Oweniidae. The record is from the annotation of a GenBank genome assembly.
AUUCGACGUAUAUUCUAGACCUGUAUCUAGAUACCACCAUAUCAAAUAUAAACAAUUCAAUCCAAUGAUAUUUCGGAUUUUGAUACAGAAUAUAUAGAAUUAGUGUUGUUUUAAUUGAUCACAUAAGUACUAUGAUGCCACUCUUUUGAGAUAAUACCAAAUGGAUUGUAAAUACAAGACUUUGAACUUUUGUUUGAAAAGUUACUGGAUACGCAAAGGAAAACAAAUACAAACAAUACAAACAUUAAGAGAAUAUAGUCUUUUCUUCAUCUUCGGAUCAAUCGAACAUCAAUCCAAUAGAUAAGAAUUUGAGUCAACGCCGCUAAGAUCCGAACCAACACAACAGACGUUAUGUCAACUCGAAUACUGAUGAACACAGUAAUGAUGAGAGAAGAUGAAGCCAAGAAAAUAGCCCAGAAUAGCGUCCCUUCUACCUCUGUGAGUAAUAAAGCGAAGCGUCAACGUCUUGAUGAAAUCAAACGAGGUGUUGCGAACUGGAAGCGUGUUGAAUCAUUAGCAAAGGCACACUGGAAGACGUAUAAACCAAACACACAUGAUGGUGAAGCUAAACAGAGGAACUUUAUGUUGAAACCAUUGGAUACACUACCAUCUAAACCACUGAAGUUAAGUAGCAAGGUUCUAAAUAAAGUAACAUCCAGCCUAAAUGAAAAUUCCAGUGAUUCACCGAUGAACAUCGAACGUUCAUUACGUAACUUAUCGAGAUCAACUUCCACCUGGCAAGGCGGUGAAGAAAAGACACCAAUUUUACAGAAUGAUACGUUCUCUAACAGGUUUGCCCUGAAUAAUUCAUUGUAUAAUGAAGACCGUAUAAAGAAAAGAAUCAAAAGGAUAUGUCUGAAUGAUCAUGGUGUUGUCAACGAAACUCGACCUCCUGACGAAGGUGUACGGAGUAAGAUGACGUCAAGUUUUUCUUCUUCAUACGCAAACUCCUCACAACAUGGACAGAUAAAUAAAAGGAAAUACCAGUCAAAAGUGUCAUGUCAUUUUCAAUCCAAUAACGGUACAGUUGAUGUUAUAAAACCUAUUAAACUGGAUUCGUUGUCCAGUGGACGUCGAUUUAGAGACAUAAAUGAAAGUAUGCAAUUUGAUGGUGACUUCAUUCAACGAGAGAAGACAUUUGCUAUGAUGAAACGGGUCGACGGAAUGCUUGAAACAAAUCCAGAUAUAGUAGCUGUAAAUCGUGAUCAACCAGAACAGUGGAUUGAUACGUGUUCAACUGCGUGUAGUGAUUUCAUCUCGUCAGCCAUAGACAUUGCUGUACAGUCGGACUUUGAUGAAUAUGAUACCAUUGAUAAGCAGCUGCCACCCGAACGGCAGUUCACAUUUGUGAGAACAUUUUCUGACAAUGCUUCGUAUGUAAUGUUUCACAAUUAUUUAAGGGAGUUGCCAGAUAAGUUCAGACCGAUAAAAACAUGUCAAGAAUGGUUAGAUGUACAUGUAGAUAUUAAUGAAGUAUCUCAUCUGAUUUUAGAGUAGCUACUAUCUUCCCAUCUCUCUCAUCAAGCUAUUAUAUGCCUUCCUGCCUUCCGUGAAGGAACUUGUGAUAUUAUACAAAUAUUUAAUUCCGUUGAGGUGAAUGCUUGUGCAUUUUCCACAAGUGAUAUUCCACUAAGCUCAAAUUCACAAUUGAUGUUCCACUAAGCCCAA